Messenger RNA from Prorocentrum cordatum, 904 nucleotides. The record is from the annotation of a GenBank genome assembly. Lineage: Eukaryota; Dinophyceae; Prorocentrales; Prorocentraceae.
AUGGUCAUUCCCGUCGACGGCCGCGUGCUGGCGCGACAGGCAGGAUCUGCAGAGCAGCCUGUGGCGCAAUGGCGUCAGGCCGACUUAUGGGGCUGGCAAGGCUGCCCCACCGGGUGCGGGUGGUUCUCCGGGGGCGGGCGCGCGGGCGCGGCGCUGAACACGGGGGAGACGCUCGACCGGGAGCCGACGAGGGACAAGGAGAAGCCAUGCGAGAACCCGCGGCCCGAGGAGUCGCGCUCUGCAGGCGCAGGACGGCAGCGCGGGGCGAGCACUGCCGAGCUUCACCGUGGGCCAGGUCAUGUCGACCACGACGGCGUAGGUACAUCGACGAGCACGGGCGAGGCGGAGAUGCGGCCCAUGAUGUUCGGGAGCUCAUCGCUCAGCAGGGCCCGCUGGCCGCACGGGGCCGCAGCGCCCGAGGCCAGCUCGCGCUGCGACAGGUCGGCAGCGGGGUCUUUGGGGCCGAUAGGCCGGCAUCUGGUCCAUGGUCAUGCGGGCCAUGUGGUCCUGGCCUACGACAUGGUCUGUGCCUUCCGGGACAAGCAGCCCAUCGUGCUGAAACUCUACGGGGACCUCUUCCCGGAGCUCGGCCCCGACGGCCGCAUCUCGAAGCGGGAGCUCAGCCCCUCGGAGGCACUCGAGCAUUUGGAGGAAGAGCGGCGACUGGCCCACGUGGCGGCGACGCGCGCGCAGAGGCGGCUGGUGGUCACGUACGUGCGCGGGUUCUCGAGCAGGCUCUCGCCGUUCGAUUGGAAGCCUCAGGACCCGGCCUUCCGGUCCAGCCUGCCGCUGCCAGAGCCAUUGCUCCCGGAGGGCGCGCCGAACGCCGCCAUGUGGCUGCGGAUCUCGCCGAAGGCGGAGGACGAGCCAGACUGGGAGCACGACUGCGCGCUGGUGCACAUGG